Molecule: messenger RNA, 1811 nt
Organism: Megalobrama amblycephala (Wuchang bream)
Lineage: Eukaryota; Metazoa; Chordata; Actinopteri; Cypriniformes; Xenocyprididae
Product: tripartite motif-containing protein 16-like
Exons: 6
Coding region: 13-1692 (559 amino acids)
Molecular function (GO): zinc ion binding; protein binding
Source: RefSeq, a predicted model, not a curated record
UCAUAUAGUGAAAUGGCAGGAGCCAGUAUUUCAGUGAAUCAGGAUCAGUUCACUUGUCCAGCGUGUCUGGAUCUACUGAAGGAUCCAGUGACUAUUCCCUGUGGACACAAUUACUGUAUGAGAUGCAUUACAGACAUCUGGAAUCAGGAGGAUCAGAAGAGAAUCUACAGAUGUCCAUUAUGCAAACAGACCUUCACACCAAAACCUGUUUUAGGUAGGAAUGUGGUGAUUGCUGAAAUGGUGGAGAAACUGAAGAAGACGAGACUCCAAGCUACUUCUCCUGCACUGAACAUUUCCACUAGAUCUGGAGAUGUUCAGUGUGACUCCUGCACUGGAAGAAAACAGAAAGCAGUGAAGUCGUGUCUGGAGUGUCGAAGCUCUUACUGUCAAAAUCACCUUAAACAGCAUGAGAAUCUCUUCAGUAAAAGACACAAUCUGAUGGACGCCACUAGACGACUGCAGGAGAUGAUCUGCCCUCAACAUGAUAAAAUGCUGGAAAUUUACUGCCAUACUGACCAGCGGUGUAUCUGUGUGCUGUGUUUGAUGGAUGAACACAAAGAUCAUGACACUGUAUCAACUGCAGCAGAACGGAAAGAAAAACAGAGACAUUUGGAGGAGAAACAGAGAAAAUUCCAGCAGAGAAUCCAGCAGAAAGAGAAAGAUCUUCAGCAGCUGAGAGAGGCUGUGGCAUCUCAUAAGCGCUCUGCACAGACCGCAGUGGAGGACAGUGAGAGGAUCUUCACUGAGCUCAUCCGCUCCAUUGAGAGACGUCGCUCUGAGGUGAUUCAGCUGAUCAGAGAUCAGGAACGAGCUGCAGUGAGUCGAGCAGAAGGACUCUUGGAGCAAAUAGAGCAGGAGAUCAAUGAUCUGAGGAGGAGAGACACUGAGAUGAAGCAGCUUUUAGAGAUAGAUGAUCAUUUUCAUUUCCUUCAGAGUUUGGCGUCUCUCUCUCUCUCUGGAUCUACAGACGGCUUCACUAUCAGUUCUCAUCUGUCCUUUGAUGAAGUAGUGAAAUCUGUCUCUCAACUCAGAGACAAACUGCUGCAGUUCUGCAGCGAGGAGACAGAAAAGAUAUCUGGAAGAGCAAAAACCAUCCAGGUCAUUCUGACUCCUGAAUAUCAGACCAGAGAGGAGUUUCUACAAUAUUCCUGUCUGUUGACUCUGGAUCUGAACUCAGUGAAUAAUUGGCUCCGUCUGUCUGAGGGAAACACAUUGAUCGCUUGCUCUGACAAACUCCAGCGUUAUCCUGAUCAUCCAGACAGAUCAAAUUUUGAUUGGGGGCAGGUGAUGUGUAGAGAGAGUGUGACUGGACGCUGUUACUGGGAGGUGGAGUGGAGCGGCAGUAAUGCGAUAUCAGAGGUGGAUAUAUCAGUGACGUAUAAGAGCAUCAGCAGGAAGGGAAAUGGUCUUGAAAGUGUAGCUGGGUGUAACGAUCAGUCCUGGAGUUUGUUCUGCACUCCUGACGGUUACUCAUUCUGGCACAAUAACAUUGAGACUGUCCUUCCUGUAGUCAAUGUCUCCAGUACAAUAGGAGUGUAUGUGGAUCACAGCGCAGGGAUUUUGUCCUUCUACAGCGUCUCAGACACAAUGAGCCUCAUCCACAGAGUCCAGACCACAUUCACUCAGCCGCUCUAUGCCAUGUUUGGACUACAAAAACACACAACAGCGAUACUCUGUCGUCUGACCAAUUAACACACAUCUACAGAUUGUUUUGCAUGUCUCAUGAUGAAUCAGUAAGAUGACAAACACAGCCUGUCUAAACUAAUAACACAAAUGAUUGUACAUUUUGUGUACAUACAUUUCUGUAAAAA